Nycticebus coucang (slow loris) is the source of this 1786-nucleotide messenger RNA. RefSeq names its product queuine tRNA-ribosyltransferase catalytic subunit 1 (gene QTRT1). Gene Ontology annotation, molecular function: tRNA-guanosine(34) queuine transglycosylase activity. NCBI's taxonomy places the organism in Eukaryota, Metazoa, Chordata, Mammalia, Primates, Lorisidae. The transcript is spliced from 11 exons. The coding region runs from base 322 to 1497 and encodes 391 amino acids. Gene Ontology annotation, cellular component: cytosol. The record is from RefSeq and is a predicted model, not a curated record.
UGACGCCUUGAGGUUGCUAUGAGGUAUAACGCCACAGCAGUCUACUGAGGGCUACAAAGUAGGACCCAGUCUCAAAUAAAAAAAAUUGUUGCUCAGAGAGGCUUUAAUUGUAAGGCAAAGAGUGGCAGGAAGGGAUUCAAACCCAGAACAAUUUAAUUCUUCCGGUUAGCGCGCUGUAAGCUGGAGUCAAGUAGGCUCCAAGCUGAGGUAAACUGGGUCAGCGUCCGUUGCCAUGGAUCCGUGAUGCUCUCCCAGAUGGCAAGAGUCACGUGAUCACAACCAAUAUGGUGCCUCCCACAGUGUUUCGUAGCCCACGUGGUUAUGGCAGUCAAGAUGGCGGCGGCGGCUACUCCGGCUACCCUGGAUUCGGCUCCGCGGAUCAUGCGGCUGGUGGCCGAAUGCAGCCGCUCCAGGGCUCGGGCGGGCGUGCUACGGCUGCCGCACGGGCCAGUGGCCACUCCGGUGUUCAUGCCAGUGGGCACGCAAGCCACCAUGAAGGGCAUCACGGCCGAGCAGCUGGACGCUUUGGGCUGCCGCAUUUGCCUGGGCAACACCUACCAUCUGGGUUUGAGGCCGGGCCCGGAGCUAAUCCAGAAAGCCCACGGUCUCCACGGCUUCAUGAAUUGGCCCCAUAAUCUGCUGACGGACAGCGGCGGCUUCCAGAUGGUGUCCUUGGUGUCUCUGUCCGAGGUGACUGAGGAGGGCGUCCGCUUUCGCUCCCCCUACGACGGUGAUGAGACCCUUUUGAGCCCAGAGAAGUCGGUGCAGAUCCAGAACGCCCUAGGCUCAGAUAUCAUCAUGCAGCUGGACGACGUUGUGAGCAGCACCGUGACAGGGCCACGAGUGGAGGAGGCCAUGUACAGGUCAAUCCGGUGGUUGGACCGGUGCAUUGCAGCCCAUCAACGGCCAGACAAGCAAAACCUCUUCGCCAUCAUCCAGGGUGGCCUGGACGAAGAUCUCCGUGCCACCUGCUUAGAAGAGAUGACCAAGAGGGAUGUGCCUGGCUUUGCCAUUGGUGGCCUGAGUGGGGGCGAGAGCAAAGCCCAGUUUUGGAAGAUGGUGGCUCUGAGUACCUCCCACCUGCCUAAGGACAAGCCCCGAUACCUAAUGGGGGUGGGCUAUGCCACUGAUCUGGUGGUUUGUGUUGCUCUCGGAUGCGACAUGUUUGACUGUGUCUUCCCCACACGGACGGCGCGCUUUGGCUCUGCUCUGGUGCCCACUGGGAACCUACAGUUGAAGAAGAAGCUGUUCGAGAAGGACUUUGGUCCCAUAGACCCACAGUGCACCUGCCCAACCUGCCAGAAGCACAGCCGGGCAUUCCUACACGCGCUGCUGCACAGUGACAACACAGCUGCCCUGCACCACCUCACUGUGCACAACAUUGCCUACCAGUUGCGCCUGAUGAGCGACAUGCGCACCAGCAUUGUGGAGAAGCGCUUCCCUGAGUUUGUGCGUGACUUCAUGGGUACAAUAGCCUCAAGCUGUCACCCUGAGUAGAGUGUCAUGGCAUCACAGAUCACAGCACAGCAACCUCCAACUCCUGGAUUCAAGCGAUUCUCCUGCCUCCACCUCCCAAGUAGCUGGGACUACAGGCACCUGUCACAACACCUGGCUAUUUUUUUUGGUUGCAGCCGUCAUUGUUGUUUAGCAGCCUGGGCUGGGUUCAAAUCCACCAGCUCUGGUGUAUGUGGCUGGCGCCUUAGCCGCUUGAGCCACAGGCGCUGAGCCAAUUCUUGCAGUUUUAUGAUGCAUGUAUAGUUAUGUUCCCACUUUACAGAGAAGGACA